Molecule: messenger RNA, 672 nt
Organism: Brassicogethes aeneus
Lineage: Eukaryota; Metazoa; Arthropoda; Insecta; Coleoptera; Nitidulidae
Source: the annotation of a GenBank genome assembly
AUGAUUAAAAUGCAAUUGCCGUUCUUUGCUGCAGCUACGGGAAUUAACAUCUCCAAAUCAACGGUAAAUUUUAAUGGAAGUAACCUGGGUACCAACCAAAUGAAUAUAUCGGAAAAAAACUUUACAGAAGCGAUAGACGAUCCUAUCGAAGAUGUCUACGAAACCGAAACUGUGGUCAAAUACAUACACUAUAUUUUUCUUAUAUGCACCUUAGUGACGUUUGUAUGUGCUUUAGCUGCCAAAAUUUUUCUUGUAGUUACAAUUUUAAGAUUUAAAGAAUUAAGAACAAGAAUCAACAUGUAUAUAUUUAAUGCGACCAAUUUGCCCUAUGAGGCAACUAAAACAGUGUAUUGCCUUACCGUAGCGAAUAUUUUUGUUUUGUCUUGGUUGCCUCAUUUUGUGUUGCAUUAUUUUUUGCUCAUCGGCUUCCACGCGCAGUGGCAUGUUACACUAUUAAUUACGGGGCUUUUUGGUUAUGCGAGUCCCGUCGUUGUGGUUUGGAUUCUGGGCAGAAAAAACAAACACUUUAAAAUGGCGUACAAUCGAAGCUUCAAGAGAUCAUUAUCAAUCUACCAAAAUGGAAAUUUGGAUGUAUCGGAUGACGAAGAGUGCAAAACUGAAGAUCAAAUUGUUAGAGUACACAUGAAUGCAGAAGAUGUAUCUAUUUAUUAG